This is a messenger RNA of Podarcis raffonei (Aeolian wall lizard), 2023 nucleotides long. Its product is annotated as torsin-1A-interacting protein 1-like. Gene Ontology annotation, biological process: membrane organization. The transcript has 7 exons. Lineage: Eukaryota; Metazoa; Chordata; Lepidosauria; Squamata; Lacertidae. Gene Ontology annotation, cellular component: membrane. Bases 35 to 1633 code for a protein of 532 amino acids. Gene Ontology annotation, molecular function: ATPase activator activity. The record is from RefSeq and is a predicted model, not a curated record.
GGCGGCCUGCGGUGCCCGGGGCGAGCGGGGGGCGAUGCUGGGAGAGAGCCCGGCUGUUUCCUCAGGAUCCGGCGGCGGCGGGGCCUUCUGUCACGUGACGCCCAGGCCGCCCCUGAGGAGAACCGCCUCUCAAGAUGGCGGCGGCGGUGGAGGCGGCAGCAUCGCCUCCACUCCCCUCAGCAGUUCCACUCCUUAUUCCCGCCCGGCCGGGAGGAAGCCGCCGCCGCGGCGGGGAGUGACUUUCUCCGAGGAGGUGCUGGAGCACCCGGCCACGCCGGCGAGGAGGCUGCGGAGGAGGAGGAGGAUGAGGGGAGCGGAGGACGACGACGACGACGUGGACGAGGAACGGGAGGGCGACGAAGGGGAGCCGAGCGAGGAAGCGACCCUCGCCGCGCCCUACGGCCUCCGCUCGGCCGGGAGGCGCCACCCGCCGACGCCGUUCCGGAGGCCCGAGAGGGCGGAGGACCGGCAGGCCCUGCGAGAAGCCUCGGCCGCCGCCUCGGAAGGGAGUAAAAACAUCUUGGGAAUUGCAGAUGACUCUGAGCUUGUUCGACCAGCUCUUAGAAGAAGUCCAAGGACAGGGCUUUCUUAUGACCAAGCCAGAGACUCUACAAGAAAUAGAUCAGAACAUGAAGCAACUGAAGUGGAGAGUGAAAACAGACCUGAAAUCUGGCAUGAUAAUUUUCAGUCAGCUAGCAGAUUCAUAGAAGAUGCACAUUAUUUUACUCAGAAACCACAAGGGCUUAAUCAGAAGACAAAGUUAAGAGCGAGAACGCAAGCCCAUGUGCCAAAGAAACAACCACAUGCUGCUCCGAAAAGUUCUAAACAGUCUAAUCGGGGACACGCAUUUGCAUGGAUUCUGCCACUUAUAGUAGUAGUAGUAGUUUGCCUUGCUGGUGGUGGAUGGUAUGUGCUUCAGUAUUCAUCGUACCGUAGUUUGGAAAAUAACCUGCGAACUGAAGCCCUGAAAGCAUUUCAGAAACAAAUGAGAGAUCUCAUGAGCAGCUACCCAAGUCAAGACAAAAAGUUGUGGAAGGGAAUCCGAGUCAUCUUGGAGAAACGCCUCAACUCUUCUCAACCGUUUUUGCAACCAGCUGUUUUAUUGUUCACUGCAGCAAAAGAAGCUGAAGAUGCCUUGAAAUGUUUAAGCAACCAGCUUGCUGAUGCUUUCUCAUCCUCGCAGCGCGCUUCUACAAUAAAAAUUGAUGGGGCCAGCAAAGCCACUCUAGACAGUGAUGAUGUCAAACUCCUUGUGGACGAAGAGUUGAGUUCUGGGUUCAAGGGAGGCAGGAAGGUGGCAGUCGUGCAUCGAUUUGAGUCGCUGCCUGCUGGUUCCACCCUGAUAUUUUACAAGUACUGUGACCAUGAGAAUGCAGCAUUUAAGGAUGUUGCCCUACUUUUAACUGUUCUUCUGGAUGAGGAAACUCUAAGAAAGGACCUUAGCCCACUGCAAGUUGAGGAGAAAGUGAGGGACUUCCUCUGGGCUAAAUUUACCAACUCAGACAUGCCAGGUUCCUAUAAGCACAUGGACACAGACAAACUGAGUGGGCUGUGGAGCCGCAUAUCCCACCUGGUCUUACCUGUGUGGCCUGAAAAUGUCCUUCCUCAGGAAAACUGUUUGCAGGUGAAAUAAUAUUUUUGUAAGAGAGAAUGGAAACAAUACAGCAUGUGUACAUCUAUUAAUGGCUGGAUAGGGUAUGUAUUUCCAGCUUGGUAAUCAGAACUGACUCUUAGGUGUGUGCUUCAAAAUUUUAAAUCUGAUUUAUUCCUUUCCAAAUAAGCUGGAAAUUCACAUAUUAAGAACUUGUAGAGCAUAACAUAGUUCUGUUUAUGUGACACUCCUGUAAUUCUUAGAGUUCAGGACCUUGCAUCUCAAAAGAAUAUGGAUUGCUAGAACUACUUAACAAUUUGAAGUCGGAGAAUAUUGCAAAUGGGAGCAACAAGUUAAUGAAUAGUAAUAAGCACAUGGUUCUGUCUUCUUUGUACUUGAAGUGUAUUAGAAUAAAAUGCAAACUCAAAGCUG